GUCCUACAGGCUCAAGAUCGGUGUGAUGAGCGAAGCGCAUCCUCCUGUAUAUGGUGACGAUGAAAGCGCCGCCAGUGCUGCUGAUUCAGAUGGCGAGGAGUUUAGCCGAAACGUCAAGGAAGCUGCGGAGAUCCUGAGGAAGGCCAGGGCAUCCAUGGCUGACGAAGAGACCGCAGACGCACUGCUGUACAAAUCAGCUAGGCUCCUUUCCACAGCUGUGGCUUUGAGGCCAACAAGCCUGGUAGCAGUGGGUCAGCUAGGGAACACGUACCUCCUCCACGGAGAGCUCAAGCUCAAGGUUAGUCGCGAGCUGAGGACACUCUUGGCCAGCAGCGGCGCCUUUCUGAACGGAAGAGAGCGUGCUCCACGGUCCAGGAAGGUAGACAGGAGGAUGGUAAGCAGAGAGAGCAUCUCAUCCGCUCUUGUGGAUGUAUGCGAGGAAUGCGAGAGCCUCCUUGUCGAGGCCGGCAGAAGCUACAGGAUGGCCCUCUCCAUCGAUUCAGGUGACGCCAAGGCAUUGUACAACUGGGGGCUGGCACUUAUUUUCCGGGCACAAUUGCUCGCUGACAUCGGACCGGUAUGAUGAAAUCUUUGCUCUAGGAACUCAAGCUGCUUAUAUAAUCGAUACAUCAUCAUGCUGCAGGAAGCAGCAGCCGACGCUGACCGGGUGUAUCUAGCUGCAAUCGACAAGUUCGACGCCAUGUUGUCGAGGAGCAACACUUAUGCUCCAGAAGGUUUGGUUUGACAAGAAUGCUCUGUCGUUAACCAUGUGUUUUUAGUAUUAUUAGUGACGACGAACUGUUGCAGCUCUCUACAGAUGGGGCACUGCGUUGCAGCAGCGCUCCCAUCUGCGGCCUCGGAGCAACGGUGAGAAGAUAAGGCUUCUGGAGCAGGCGAAGAGCUUGUUCGAAGAUGUGCUGUAUGUGGAAGCAGACAACAAGAUGGUGAGGGAGGCGCUGUCAUCGUGCAUAUCAGAGCUCAACUACCAUGGCCGCUGGUUAUAACCGUGAGGAGCUUUGUAGCAACUAGCAAGCGAGGGGAGGAGGGCUAAUGAUAACUUUUGAGUUUUGAAUGAUGUAUUAGCUUCUAGCUUUUUAUGCUGACAAGAAGCUCAAACAAUAUCUUGCAAUACAAUGCAAUAUGACCUUUUUUUUUCUUGUAUGGAACGUGUGGUUGAAUCGAUUAAUACAAGUGAAUG
This is a messenger RNA of Zea mays, 1198 nucleotides long. RefSeq lists its product as uncharacterized. The transcript has a single exon. Gene Ontology annotation, molecular function: protein binding. The coding region runs from base 26 to 583 and encodes 185 amino acids. Lineage: Eukaryota; Viridiplantae; Streptophyta; Magnoliopsida; Poales; Poaceae. The record is from RefSeq and is marked predicted.